Molecule: messenger RNA, 1060 nt
Organism: Brachypodium distachyon (stiff brome)
Lineage: Eukaryota; Viridiplantae; Streptophyta; Magnoliopsida; Poales; Poaceae
Product: 40S ribosomal protein S3a
Exons: 6
Coding region: 104-898 (264 amino acids)
Biological process (GO): translation
Cellular component (GO): cytosol; ribosome
Molecular function (GO): structural constituent of ribosome
Source: RefSeq, a predicted model, not a curated record
UCUCGACGUCUCGUUAGGGUUUUUUCUCAGGCAGCCGCAGCCCCGACCGACGCCCGAAGACACCAGGCUCCGCCGCGCCGCCGCUCCACCUCCAGCAGCAGCCAUGGCCGUGGGGAAGAACAAGAGGAUCUCCAAGGGGAGGAAGGGGAGCAAGAAGAAGAUCGUCGACCCGUUCACGAAGAAGGAGUGGUACGACAUCAAGGCUCCGUUGCUGUUCAGCACGCGCAACGUAGGGAAAACACUCGUCUCAAGGACACAGGGCACAAAGAUUGCUUCUGAGGGUCUGAAGCACAGGGUUUUUGAGGUGUCCCUAGCCGAUCUUCAGGCUGAUGAGGAUCAAGCUUUCAGGAAGAUCAGACUCCGUGCGGAGGAUGUGCAAGGGAGGAAUGUCCUCACAAACUUCUGGGGCAUGGAUUUCACCACUGAUAAGCUCAGAUCGCUUGUGAGGAAAUGGCAGACCCUCAUCGAAGCUCAUGUUGAUGUUAAGACUACCGACAACUAUAUGCUGAGAAUGUUCUGCAUUGGUUUUACGAAGAGGCGGCCCAACCAAGUGAAGCGUACCUGCUAUGCGCAGAGCUCUCAGAUUCGACAGAUCCGCCGGAAGAUGGUUGAGAUUAUGGCCAACCAGGCUACAAGCUGUGACCUUAAGGAACUUGUUCAAAAAUUUAUUCCGGAGGUGAUUGGGAAGGAAAUUGAGAAGGCGACAUCCAGCAUUUUCCCUCUGCAGAACGUGUAUGUACGCAAGGUUAAGAUAUUGAAGGCACCGAAAUUUGACCUUGGGAAACUCAUGGAGGUUCACGGGGAUUAUAAAGAGGAUGUUGGGAUGAAGGUGGACAGACCUGCUGAUGGAGAUGAAGCUGUCCCUGGAGCGGAGGAGGUUGCUGCAGCUGCCGAGUAGAGAAUUGCGUGUGAACAUCCUAGUCAGUUUCUGGGAUCGCGAGUACUUUUUUGUCUACAUUCAUGGCCUGUUUUGUGUUCUUCUGGAUCUAGUUAUGGCUGUUUAAACUAAAUAUUUAGUUACCUAAUGCAUGAGUACCAAAUUUUGCGUUUGUUUCUAGUA